UUCCUUUGAAGAGACGAGUCUGAGACUGGCAGGGACAGCUGUGCCCAACCGUGGGGGCUGGGGCUAAAUCUGGGAGUCUCGCACAAACCGAGACGUAUGCAUUUUCACUGACAAGCUGGGUACCUCUAUGUUAUCUUCUCACAGUUCUUAUGCUUGUUCAGCUGCAAGUCAGGAUCACAAGUCCCCUUCGGGAAAUCUAUAUCUCCUGGUUGAGUUUAACACCUGUUCAUUCACCCUUCCGGAAGCUCAAAUUCCUGGGAAACUAUGGACCUCAUGUCGCUGUAGCCUCAGCCUUGAUCUUUUAUGUGGAUUCUACUUGGCCGCUUAUCGAAUUUGGGUACCUAAGAUUUUAUGAACCUUCUGGGGUGUGGGAAUGGGUCAGGACCAAACCAAGCAGCAGAUCCAAAAAGGACUUCAGCUCUACCAGUCUAACCAGACGGAAAAGGCUUUACAGGUUUGGACUAAAGUUUUGGAGAAGACCACUGAUGCCGCUGGAAGAUUUCGGGUCCUUGGAUGCCUCAUAACAGCACAUUCUGAGAUGGGAAGGUAUAAGGACAUGUUGAAGUUUGCAGUGAUCCAGAUUGACACAGCCCGAGAAUUGGAGGACCCAGACUUCUUGACUGAGAGCUACCUUAAUCUCGCCCGCAGCAAUGAGAAAUUGUGUGAGUUCCAGAAGACCAUUUCCUACUGCAAGACCUGUCUGAACAUGCAGGGAACAUCUGUCAGUUUGCAGCUGAAUGGACAGGUGUCCCUAAGCCUGGGGAAUGCCUACCUCGGCCUCAGCGUGUUCCAGAAGGCCCUGGAAUGCUUUGAGAAAGCAUUAAGAUAUGCCCAUAACAAUGAUGACAAGAUGUUGGAGUGCAGAGUCUGUUGCAGCCUUGGAGGUCUUUAUACACAACUCAAGGACUUUGAGAAGGCCCUUUUCUUUCCGUGUAAAGCAGCUGAACUGGUCAACGACUAUGGGAAAGGCUGGAGUCUCAAAUACCGAGCCAUGAGCCAAUACCACAUGGCUGUCGCGUAUCGUAAACUUGCCCGCUUGACAGAUGCAAUGGAGUGUUGUGAGGAGUCUAUGAAGAUUGCUAUGCAGCACGGGGACCGACCGCUUCAAGCACUUUGUCUUCUGUGCUUUGCUGACAUCCACAGAAGUCAUGGAGACAUUGAGAAAGCGAUUCCUCGAUAUGACUCGUCCAUGAGCAUCAUGACGGAGAUUGGAAACCGUCUGGGUCAAACUCAAGUGCUGCUGGGAGUCGCCAAGUGUUGGCUGCAUCAGAAAGAAAUGGACAAGGCGCUGGACGGGCUCCAGAAAGCCCAGGAGUUGGCAGAAGAAAUAGGCAAUAAGCUCUCCCUGUUGAAGGUUCACUGUCUGAGUGAAAUCAUCUACCGUACAAGACAGCAGCAACGGGAGCUCCGAGAGCACGUCGUCAGAUUCCAUGAAUGCGUGGAGGAAAUGGAGCUAUAUUGUGGAAUGUGUGGAGAGUCUAUUGGAGAAAAGAACUGCCAGCUUCAGGCCUUGCCCUGUUCACACGUCUUCCACCUAAGGUGUCUCCAAACCAAUGGAUCUCGUGGUUGUCCCAACUGUCGCCGAUCUUCUGUGAAACCUGGCUUUGUGUGAGAAGAUGAAAAGGGGGAACCGGGUGAAAUCUAUUGACCUAUAUUCCAGGACCAGCUGGCAAAAGGAUCUGUUCAGCAUAAGUUUCAGUGGGCAGCAUUGGUGACUAGACAUGUGGUCUAGAAGACCAGGAAUCUAAUACUGGCACCUAGCCUCCGUCACACACAAUGUGUUACAUGAAAAGAGGUCAGAAAGCCCUCGCAGGAUGCGUAUGCGGAGCUAGUUAUUCUUGAAUUUUUUAAGUCUGUUUUUUACUUUAAGGAAGACUAAUAUCCUGUGUACUGAACAGGAAGAGUUUGAUUAGUGUUUUUGUAACUAUUGCUACCAAUGUCUAUGAAAUUCAUGUUAUCCAUGUGUGGUGGAGGUUUUCCUGUAGCUGAACUAAAGUCCUAGUAUGAUCAGUAUGGAGUAUGGUGAGAACCAGUAUGACCUAUUCAUCACCACAUGGCGGGAACCAGGAUGACCUAUAUGGUACACCGUCCUGAGAGCCAACAUGACCUGUAUGGCACCCCAUCAUGAUAGCCAACAUGGCCUGUAUGGCACACCAUCGCGAGAGCCAACAUGACCCUUAGGGCACGUCAUCAUGACAGCCAGCAUGGCCUGUAUGGCACACCAUCAUGAUAGCCAAUAUGGCCUGUAUGGCACACCAUCGCGAGAGCCAACAUGACCCUUAGGGCACGUCAUCAUGACAGCCAGUAUGGCCUGUAUG
Bufo bufo (common toad) is the source of this 2318-nucleotide messenger RNA. It is a transcript of the gene RAPSN, whose product is annotated as receptor associated protein of the synapse. Lineage: Eukaryota; Metazoa; Chordata; Amphibia; Anura; Bufonidae. Gene Ontology annotation, biological process: chemical synaptic transmission. Gene Ontology annotation, molecular function: protein-membrane adaptor activity; acetylcholine receptor binding. Gene Ontology annotation, cellular component: synapse. The coding region runs from base 374 to 1612 and encodes 412 amino acids. The record is from RefSeq and is a predicted model, not a curated record. The transcript has 8 exons.